Molecule: messenger RNA, 1137 nt
Organism: Fonsecaea nubica
Lineage: Eukaryota; Fungi; Ascomycota; Eurotiomycetes; Chaetothyriales; Herpotrichiellaceae
Exons: 1
Coding region: 1-1137 (378 amino acids)
Cellular component (GO): mitochondrion
Source: RefSeq, a predicted model, not a curated record
AUGCUCGGCAGCUGUUGCUCCUUCAGCAGCCGCACAUAUGGCACGAUCACCUCGCAUCUUCUCCGAAAUGUGACUGCAUCGCGACUCUCAUCCUCUCCCCUCCCAGAUUGUGGCCGAAGAGAGCAUACGGAGCAUCCACCCUUCUCGCUGAGAAGACAGUCAGCAACCAGAUGGCUCCAUCACUCCCCGUCGGGCCGUGAGAAGAACGCACCGCCCUCUCUCUCCACACCACCGAGAGCCUCCCUCCUGGACUCUUCCUCCUCACACAACUCUCUGGAAUCCUUCCACGCCCACGCGGCCCGCACCGGUCUGUCGCGAUCCAGCACCGUCUACACUGGCACCACGUACGAAUACCUCGCACAGUCCACCCUCCGACCCUAUGGGUUUGAUCUGCAUCGAGUGGGCGGCAGAGGGGAUCGCGGCGUCGACCUCGUAGGGAUCUGGGAGAUACCCAUCUUGUCGCACACUGGCGAAUGGAAAGAGACGAGGCACAACACAAAAAGUCGAGGAUACAAUUAUGCCGGGGUCGAAGAGUUCGAGGGCAUAGAGACCUUGCAGCUCAAGGUGCUGGUCCAAUGUAAACGGCUGUCGGGGAGGCAUGCUAGGAUUGGGCCGAACCUGGUCAGGGAAUUGGACGGGGCCGUCAGGGCGAGCAGAAGUGCAGCAUUGGUUGACAUGAUCUUCUCUCAGGAUAAGACGGUGAGCACGACCACAGACGAGGGGGAUGAGGGGAGCAGUCGCCGCGACGAAGAGCCCCGACAGUCGAAUCCGGGGUUGGGACAGGCCAUCGGCGUGCUGGUGGGCACCAGGCCAGCGACCAAGGGCGUGGUGGACAGUAUGAGCCGAUCGACUCGUGGAUUGGUCUGGGUCAUGAUGGAAGAAGCCACGGAUCACGACACAAGUUCUGGUGCUGAAUCACAACUCAUAGCCCAAAACGAUUCUCUUCCCCCAGCCUCACCCCCCAACUCCACUACCGCCCUAAAGGGCCGCAUCAAGCAAAUCCUCUGGAACCACGCCGCCCGAGGUGCAGGACUAGAAGGUGUCGACGUGGUAAAGCGUUACGCCUGGGACGGUGCGGAAGAGGUAGUCCUGAUGCGCGGCGGGCGAGUCUGGGGCGGGAAACCAAGAAACCAAUGA